AUGUCUCAACUUGGGAACCGUGCCAACUGGGCCGACGACGAAGAAUUCGAUGACCCCUCCGCGCUCCCCGCGCAACAAGUGAUCGCGAACAAGGACGGCACCAAGACUGUCAUCUCCUACCGCUUCAACGAUGACGGCAAGAAAGUGAAGGUCACCCGCCGAAUUAAGACCACCGUCGUCCGCGAACACGUCAACCCCCAAGUCGCCGAACGCCGCAAAUGGGAAAAGUUCGGACUCGAGAAGGGCCACGCCCCCGGUCCCACCUUCGACACUACCUCCGUCGGCGAGAACAUCGUCUUCCGCCCGCAAGUUAACUGGAAGGCAAAUGCCAAGGAGGCCGAGAAGGAGGGCCCCGAGAAGGGCAGCAUGAAGGACCAGCUCAAGGACAAGAAGGUCAAGUGUCGUAUUUGCAGCGGAGAGCAUUUCACCGCUCGCUGUCCCUUCAAGGACACCAUGGCCCCCGUCGAGGAGGGCACUGGUGCUGGUGCUGGCGGCGUCGAGGAGGAGGAAGACAAGGGUGGUCUUGGUGCUGGAAACUCCAGCUACGUUCCUCCUCACAUGCGGAAGGGCGGUAAUGCUGGUGGUGAGAAGAUGGGCGGUCGCUUCGAGAAGGACGAUUUGGCGACUCUCAGAGUUACAAACGUCAGCGAGUUGGCAGAGGAAAACGAGUUGCGGGAUCUGUUCGAGCGUUUCGGUCGUGUUACCAGAGUCUUCCUUGCCCGGGACCGGGAAACCCAGAGAGCCAAGGGCUUUGCUUUCAUCAGCUAUGCGGAUCGUGGCGACGCACAACUGGCUUGCGAGAAGGUGGAUGGCUUCGGUUACCGCCACCUCAUUCUCCGCGUCGAGUUCGCCAAGCGUACUACUUAA
Molecule: messenger RNA, 867 nt
Organism: Penicillium soppii
Lineage: Eukaryota; Fungi; Ascomycota; Eurotiomycetes; Eurotiales; Aspergillaceae
Gene: tif35
Product: translation initiation factor eIF3 core subunit g
Exons: 4
Coding region: 1-867 (288 amino acids)
Cellular component (GO): eukaryotic translation initiation factor 3 complex; cytoplasm
Molecular function (GO): RNA binding; translation initiation factor activity
Source: RefSeq, a predicted model, not a curated record